Molecule: messenger RNA, 1226 nt
Organism: Juglans microcarpa x Juglans regia
Lineage: Eukaryota; Viridiplantae; Streptophyta; Magnoliopsida; Fagales; Juglandaceae
Product: glutathione S-transferase T3
Exons: 2
Coding region: 68-1093 (341 amino acids)
Source: RefSeq, a predicted model, not a curated record
ACUUGCAAAUGUAGUUAAAAAUUUUCUAAUAUGUGUACCACAUUUCCAUGUCUAAAAAUUUUUAGAGAUGGACUCAGAAGAGCAUGGAAAUAUGUUCUUCACCAGCCUCCUGACUCAGGAGCCUGAACUUGACCACAUUUAUGUUGGUCAAGGUGAACAUCCCAUGACUUUGGAUGACUCUCCACCCCCGCCCCAAGUACAGCCUCCCUCUCAAAGAAAAUCAGUUAGGGGUGCAAACUUCACCCCCGAAGAAGACAAGUUACUUGUCUCUGCAUGGCUGAAUACUAGCAUUGAUGCCAUCCAAGGAACGGACCAAAAACAUGCCCAACUUUGGGAAAAAGUUAGUGAAUACUUCAAUGAUUAUAAAGAAAGUACAAAUGAGCGGAGUGUUGGGUCCUUAAUACAUCGGUGGUCUGCCAUUCAAAAGGUGACGAACAAAUUUUGUGCUAAACUCACUCAAGUUGAAGGGCUGAAUCAAAGUGACAAAACUGAGCAAGACAAGGUCAUGUACCAAUCGCUUGAGAAAACGACUUUUCAGUUCGAGCAUUGUUGGCAGCUAUUGAAGGAUCAGCCGAAAUGGAAUCAGCGUUGCACAAAGGACGGGACAAAGCGAAGGUCGAUGAUGUCCCCUACAUAUUCGCGUACAUCAGCAGUGGCAACUAAUUCACCCAUUGAUUCAGUGGGUGGUACAGUGGGCGAGAAUCUGGAAAGUAAUGAUGUCAUCGAAUUUGAUAGGCCACUAGGGAGAAAAGCUGAGAAAGGAAAGCGUAAGGCCCAAGGCAGGGCCUUAGAUGAGCUUGUGGAGCUCAGCAAGAAAAGAUAUAGUCUCCUAGAGGAGUCACGUGCUCAGGAGAAAGAAUUUUUCCGACUCAAGGCUGAGAAGAUGGCAUAUGAACGAGAAAUGGAGGGAAAUAAAUCUAGACAAGAGGACGAGAGAUUAAGGUUGGAGGCGGAGAAACUGGAAAUCGCCCGGUUGGAGAGAGAGGAGCGCAUAAUGUUGCUCGAUGUCAGUACGUUAAAUGAAGUUCAGCAAGUAUAUUUCCAGCAACUUCAAAGAGAGAUAUUGGCGCGACGCAAUGCAUCCUCAGAUUGAGGCAUUUGUUAUUGUUUGUAACUAAACCUUUAUUCAGUAUUAAUGCUACUAUGUAUAUUAUGUACCACUCGCUUGUGGCACUUUUCUGCAUUUAUUGUAUUAUAUAAUUUGUACAAUUGUAAAGUUUUAUUAA